CGCGGUCGUAACUGCGCAUUCUGAAUCUGUUGCUAUUUACUUGCAUAUCGCCGUAAAGCUGUGCAAAACUAGAAGCUGCUGCACACAAUUGCUGUGUUUGGCAGUGGGGUUGAACUUGAAACUUGAAAGACCGCUGUUAAGCCCGCUUCCUAUCAUCGCCCUUGCUGCUCAGCAUCGUCCUUCAAGCUACUGCUAUCCGUCGGCCUCGUCGUUUGGUCUCAUCAGAUAUCCCUCGUCUUUUACACAGUCCAUCCGGUCCUUCAUAAUGUCUGAAAUCCGCAGGAAGCUUGUCAUUGUGGGUGAUGGUGCUUGCGGAAAGACCUGUUUGCUGAUUGUCUUCUCGAAAGGGACAUUCCCGGAGGUCUACGUUCCUACUGUCUUCGAGAACUACGUUGCCGACGUCGAGGUCGACGGGAAGCAUGUCGAGCUAGCUCUCUGGGAUACGGCAGGCCAGGAGGACUAUGAUCGUCUCAGGCCACUCAGUUACCCCGACUCCCACGUCAUUCUCAUUUGUUUCGCAGUAGACUCGCCGGAUUCGCUCGACAACGUCCAGGAGAAGUGGAUUUCCGAAGUCAUGCACUUUUGCGCUGGUUUGCCUAUCAUCCUCGUCGGUUGCAAGAAGGACCUUCGGCGGGACCCGAGAGUCAUUGAGGAGCUGAGGAAGACCAACCAGCGGCCUGUUACUCCUGAGGAGGGUAUGGCCGUACAGCAGAAGAUUGGUGCAAAGCACUACCUCGAGUGCUCAGCUAAGACCGGCGAGGGCGUGCGCGAGGUUUUCCAGUACGCUACCCGCGCGGCGCUACUUAGCAGGCCCAAGGGUAGCAAGAAGCACCACUGUGUUGUCCUGUAAAGUUUUUGUCGGACACUUCCUUGCAUGCACUGGGCUGGCGUUAGCAUCGAGCUCGGAUCGUGUUGUUACUCCCAUAAUACCCCCCUCGCGACAUUCUCAUGACUACCUACUAUCUUCUGCAAUGACUGUCAUACAUCCAUCUUUCUUCGUAUUACAUUGGUCUUCGACCCCACCGUCUGUCGCGAGUGCUCUCGGUUUCCUCUCAACGCCUAAGAUACUAAGAUACGAGUUUUUUUUUUCUUUUUCUUGCAUGUAAGUAACGAGAUGUGGCCAUCUAUAGCCUGUGAUAAUGUCAACG
Laetiporus sulphureus 93-53 is the source of this 1148-nucleotide messenger RNA. Its product is annotated as small GTPase-binding protein. Lineage: Eukaryota; Fungi; Basidiomycota; Agaricomycetes; Polyporales; Laetiporaceae. The transcript has 6 exons. The record is from RefSeq and is a predicted model, not a curated record. Gene Ontology annotation, biological process: small GTPase-mediated signal transduction. Bases 266 to 850 code for a protein of 194 amino acids. Gene Ontology annotation, molecular function: GTPase activity; GTP binding.